Messenger RNA from Phlebotomus argentipes, 868 nucleotides. RefSeq names its product RNA-binding protein pno1. Gene Ontology annotation, molecular function: RNA binding. The transcript is spliced from 2 exons. The record is from RefSeq and is a predicted model, not a curated record. Gene Ontology annotation, cellular component: nucleolus. Bases 122 to 823 code for a protein of 233 amino acids. NCBI's taxonomy places the organism in Eukaryota, Metazoa, Arthropoda, Insecta, Diptera, Psychodidae.
GAUGAUUGUCAUUCUUUUAUAUCUUUUCCUCAGCCACGAGAGGAAAACAUUGCGUAUUUUCUGAUAUUUCCUGCAUUUUCUUCACUCUCCACGCAAUUUGAGUGAUUUGAGAUCUCCAACCAUGGAUGUUGAAGAAGUAAACAUUAGUGUGGAAGAGACAGUGGCUAAGAAAGUAGCGAAAAAACGACGUCAGAACGAUGCGAUGGAAGUUGAUCAAGUCUCGGGAAUUGAAGGAGCCCCAAAGUCUGCAGCAUCUGGACGGAAGCGCGCCAAAUCCAAUGUAGAUCAGAGAAAGAUCAUCGUCCCUCUCAGAAGGUUGGGAGCUUUGAAGGAGAAUUGGCUGAAAAUCGUGAACCCCUUGACGGAGAAUCUCAAUCUUCAGGUGAGAUUUAACCUGAAGAGCCGCCAGGUGGAGAUGCGACUGGGUCCAGAGACUCCGGAUGUGGCGAAUCUGCAGAAAGGCGCAGAUUUCGUCAAGGCCUUCGUAUAUGGAUUUGAAGUUGAUGACGCUCUGGCCCUCCUGCGUCUGGACGAUCUCUUCGUGGAGACUUUCGAUGUCAUGGACGUGAAGACGCUGCGCGGGGAUCACAAGAGUCGUGCAAUUGGCCGAUUGGCCGGCAAAGGCGGACGGACGAAGUACACGAUAGAGAACACAACGAAGACGAGGAUUGUUCUCGCCGACAGCAGAGUUCACAUCCUGGGCAGCUUCCAAAAUAUCCAACUCGCCCGGAGGGCCAUCUGCAACCUGAUCAUCGGCUCCCCGCCUAACAAAGUCUACGGGAAUCUGCGAUCAGUGGCUGGACGGAUUUCUGAGAGGAUUUAAGCGUAUUUAUUAUGAAGGAUUAAAUUUUGGUAAAGAUCAAUACGA